Lactuca virosa is the source of this 1048-nucleotide messenger RNA. The record is from the annotation of a GenBank genome assembly. NCBI's taxonomy places the organism in Eukaryota, Viridiplantae, Streptophyta, Magnoliopsida, Asterales, Asteraceae.
AUGGAGAAAAGAAGCAGUAGAAGUAAAGGAGACGGUGAGGUGCGAUAUUUCAGAGAGGCGGUAUGGAAGGAUCUGGAGACUGAUGGAGAUAAGACAGAGGACCAUUUCUGUCAAAAAGGACACAGAGAUGAAACAACGCCGUGCUCCUCUUCACUCUUCUCUUCUCGCUUUCUACUAUCCAAGAGCAAUCGCCGUCGACCUUUGUAUCCUCAGCGGUGCAGACCCCACCCUCACCGUCAAAUCAACACGGCGGGAAUAGAAGAGCUCGAAACUCCAGCAGCCAGCUCCACGCCUCCGUUUCUCCCGUUUCCACUUUCUAGCCUCCACUCCUUAGCGGCACCGGCGACGGCACAGAUCUUCCCCAUCAGUGAACUAGAAAUGGCUAAUAUUGCUGAUAUGAUUCAAGAGAUCCAAGGGCGUCAUGCCGAUGCUACUAACUUAAGUAACACUAUUCAUGGAAGAGUUGAAACUAUAAGGUUGAGAUCCCUUGCAACAAACAACGAAUUUGAAAUUGCUCGACUACGAGUUAGGUGCACUGGACUUUUUACCAGAAUUCUUUGGCUUGAAAGUUUUCAGUAUCUUCUCGAAGACCUUGAAGAUAACUUGCACACUUUACAACUAGUACUUGAUGUUUCACACUUUGCGCAAGGCUUGAUGCAACUCUUUAACAAUGUGCUUGAGGAAUUGAAUGCAUUCUUUGCGAAUGUUGGGUUGGGACCAGAUCAAGCCAAUCAGGUCCACACUGGUCUUCAAGAUGUACUUAACAAUAUUAAUCAAAGUCUCCACGCCUUUGGAGUGCCUUUUAAUACCGGAUUUGGAUUGCAAUUUGGAGAAGACGACGUGGCAGCAGUGGAUUCAGUUCUUGGGCCUGCGUAAUGUAAUACCCAUUUGGUGAACGGGUUUAAUUAUUCUUCAUUGUUUAUAACUGUCUAUACAAUUGAUGAUGCAUUUUAUGGUAUACCGGUAGUAACUUGAAAUGUUUAUGUAAAACUUCCAUCAUGCCUUGUUUUGUACCGAAAACAGGAGUAUCCACUUUUCAGCUUUCAUA